AUGACCGAUCACCACCAGAGCAAUGGCGACGUCGCCGCUGAACACUCUACUGCUCCAGUCGACUCUUCCCCGACCGGCGUCAAACGAAAGCGCCACGAGUCCGAAAAGACUCAACAACCGAAAACACAGGCACAGACACAGCUGUUCCUAGACCUUUGGGAGCUUCUGAAAUCGUCCGUCGCGUCCACUACCCACCAUCUGCCACAUAGCAUACUGACAACCAUGCCAGAANACGAUCCCGAACCCUCAGUCCUGCACCUGCCAUUGCCUAACGCGUCGCGACUCUCCCACACCAACGGCGAUUCUACCAAGCGCCCGAAGCUUGACCACGACGACCAACAAGACACUAUCGCCUCGCGCCUGCAGAACAACCUCUACCCAAGUCUCGAUGAAUUCGAGCACGACCUCGACCAUGCUCUCGAUACCCUUUUCGAGCCCCUCAAGGCCAAGGAUCCUACAAAGAACGCCCAACGUCCCGCCAACCAAGACGUUACUGCCAUGCAGACUCUCUCAGCAUUCCGCGCCCUCGUCAAAGACUGUCUGGAACACGAACGGCCCAAGGACGAGACCAUGCCUGUCAAGAAGGAGGACGAAGAUCCGCUUACAACAAACUCCACCAAGACUGUUUUGAGUCUGUACGGAAACGCUCCUCAACCGAGACAGCUCUUCUCCAGUCUACCGCUGUCGAACACGUCGAUACAAGGUCCUGGCCUGUCUGUCGAGGAACUCGGUCUACCCACUAUGCUUUCCGCCACCAAGGUCGUACCCCUGCCUCCUAGCGACGCCGCAGUCGCUCGAAAGGCCAACCCUACCUUUGCCGACGUCUUUCCUUCGCCUGCAUCCCUGCCGCCAUUAAAUCCUCCCAAGCCGACCAGGCAUUCGUCUUCCAAAUCCACUGCCAUUUCAUGGUCGUUCGGCGAACUUCCAAAAGCUUCGAGAAAAGGUGGAUACACACUGCAGCCCCUGACUGUGGGAACCUGGGUAGGCUACGGUGCUCAUGAAAUCAAAAAGUCCGCAUCUGCAAUCAAGCGCAGGCGGAGGGAGAGUCUUCUGAAUGGCCAGGAACAGCCAAAGCCUACCGAAGAAGCAUCUCCUGCCGAUAUCAUCGCCCAAGAGGCUGCCCUGUUCCGCGCCGCUUACUCCGGCUUCGCUCCGACCCAGGACAACUCGAAAGCUCUGGUGGCCAAAGAGACAAAGGACAUGGUUUGGUGGCACAGGAUGGGCCAGAGACGAUUCGAUGACCACUUCGUCCUUGAUCCUGCUCUGCAGGAAUCUCCCNUUACCAAUGAUGGCGAGGAAUCGACCAAGGAGGCUGCCGCUGAAAACGUCUUGAGCGCAGACGACCUCGAAGCCAUCCAAAUGGCCAUCAAAAACUUUGACGAGGAAUCUUUCAAGCCAAACAAACUCGAAGUUGUGUCCACCAUCAAUGAAGAAGAGCGCGAGGUGGAUCAAAUGCUUGUGGAAAUCUCCAACCUCCUGAAAGCUUUGUCUUCGCAUCAACGCAUCCGAAACUCCUACAUUCCCACAGGCUCGCGCAACCCAGCAAGUCCCAGUCCGUUACUGAGCGCUAUGGUCGGUACGGCAACUGCCCCAUCAGCUGAAGAGAACGAAACCUACAGAGCUCUGCGAUCACAAUUAGCCCAGCUGAUAUCCAAGCUUCCGCCUUAUGCCGUUGCCAAACUUGAUGGUGAAAAGUUUGCAGACUUGGCUGUCAAGAAGAACAUUGUCAUCCAGGGCAAAGAGUACCGUGGAACCAUGGAGGAGGACCAACUUACUCGUUUGAUUCGUUCCUCGGCUAUGCAGGCUGCUGCUGCUGCUCAGAAACCAGACUCGACAACACAGUAUGGACGCACACCAUCUGUUUCCAGUCGCUCUGCGCACACAUCAGCAAACUAUUACAACUCUAAGACCCCAGCCGCAAAUUACCGCGGUGCUGCACAAAGCUAUAAUGCACCUGCUACUGCUCCGCGUGCUGGGGCCGGCUAUCCCAACACUUACAACACCAGUAGUACUGGCCGCUCGAGCUUCAGCACGCAAUACUAUGGUCAGCAACGACCGACAUAUGCUUCAAACUACAGCACCCAAACCCCUCAACCCGUCAAUCCUGCUCGUACAGGUUAUAAUGUUCCUCAAACCACAUAUGCCCCUCGCACCACUGCAUCGACCUUUGCCAACGGCACUCCUACUGCCGCUGCCUACACGCCACAAAACUAUGGGCAAACACGACCUACUUAUGGUUCUGCCAGCACACCCGUACCACAGCAGACGUACCAAUCUCGUACGCAGAACCUUGCAGCCUCUCAACCACAACCUUCCUCUGGCCGCGCAACACCGACUUUCGCCCAACCUCCAAACCCAAACACUUCGUCAGCGGUCGGACCUUCUGGCUUUCACAGUACACUAACUCCUGAACAACAAAGGUUAAUGAUGGAGCGACAGCGCGCAGCACUAGCCAUGCAACCGCAAUCUGGACUGGCAGCGCAGACAGCACCAAUGGGAGGCAGUCCUGCAGCACCCCAAGCUGCCAUGCAACCUCCGAACCAGCAACCCAACGGAUCGCUUUAG
This is a messenger RNA of Aureobasidium vineae, 2565 nucleotides long. The record is from the annotation of a GenBank genome assembly. Lineage: Eukaryota; Fungi; Ascomycota; Dothideomycetes; Dothideales; Saccotheciaceae.